GGGCGGCUCGGCAGCGCCGCGGCUCAGGCCGUGCGGUGCGAGCGACCCGCGGCCCCUGUGCCGGACCGCCCGGCCCGCCGGACCCCGCCGGACCCCGCACACGGCCCAGGUUUAGAUCUGCACAAGAACCAAGAUCAGGAACCAUGGCAUCCAUCCCAUCCAGCGGCUCGCUCGUGGCCAUGCACAACUAUCGCAGAAGGCGCCUGAGCUCCACAUCCAGCACCAGCUCCUGCAGCUCAGAGUACUCUGGGGAGGUCAUCCCCCAUGGCCCAGAUCUGCCCAAGUCUGACCCCGGCCAGUGGUGGGCCAGCUUCUUCUUUGGGAAGACAGCUCACCCAGCCAUGACAACGGUGUCAGAGUCCCAGGAGAGCCUGGGAGCUCUGCGGGUGGCCGCAGGACCCAUAGCCUGUGGGCUGGUGGCAGCCCCGGGCGCAGGACAGAGGCGCCACGCCAGCGAGUCCAGCGCGGGUGCGAUGUGAGCGGGUGCGAUGUGAGCGGGUCCGCGCUGCUCCCUCCCACCCCGGCGGGCACAGCCCCUCCCCUGUAGAAUAGCCGGCUGCUCCAAGCAAAAAAGGUGCUGCUUUCUAAUGGAAAAGCGCAGCAGCCCCGCCGAUUCCACUCCUGCCUUUUUUACUCUCUCUCGGUGUAACUAAGCCCUCUCAAAGCCGAUGUGGUAACUCGUUUUUAUUACCCUAAACUCGCACAAUGGCAAUGAAUAAACUUGAGCAGCCUUUUAAA
This is a messenger RNA of Vidua chalybeata, 738 nucleotides long. It is a transcript of the gene PPDPF, whose product is annotated as pancreatic progenitor cell differentiation and proliferation factor. NCBI's taxonomy places the organism in Eukaryota, Metazoa, Chordata, Aves, Passeriformes, Viduidae. Gene Ontology annotation, biological process: multicellular organism development; cell differentiation. The record is from RefSeq and is a predicted model, not a curated record. Bases 144 to 479 code for a protein of 111 amino acids. The transcript has 5 exons.